Molecule: messenger RNA, 1020 nt
Organism: Scedosporium apiospermum
Lineage: Eukaryota; Fungi; Ascomycota; Sordariomycetes; Microascales; Microascaceae
Product: 2,3-dihydroxybenzoate decarboxylase
Exons: 2
Coding region: 1-1020 (339 amino acids)
Biological process (GO): secondary metabolic process
Cellular component (GO): cytoplasm; cytosol
Molecular function (GO): carboxy-lyase activity; hydrolase activity
Source: RefSeq, a predicted model, not a curated record
AUGCUUGGAAAGGUGAUCCUCGAGGAAGCCUUCGCGCUCCCCAGGCUAGAGGAGAAGACACGCUGGUGGGCUGGCCUCUUCAGUACCGAACCCGAGACCCACGUGAAGGAAAUCCAGGACCUCACAGACAUACGGCUCAAGCAUGCAGACAAACACGGUGUUGGAUACACCAUCCUGUCAUACACGGCGCCUGGCGUGCAGGACAUUUUCGACCCAAAGGAGGCGCAAGCCUUGGCCGUCGAGAUCAACGACUAUGUGGCGGAGCAGAUCAAGGGGUUUCCCGACCGGUUGGGUGCAUUUGCAACACUCUCUAUGCACGACCCGGCUGAGGCUGCGGCGGAACUACGCCGUACCGUGACCCAGUACGGUUUCAAGGGCGCCCUUGUCAACGACACACAGCGCGCUGGCGCGGACGGCGAAACGCUCAUCUUCUACGACUCUCCCGAGUGGGACGUCUUCUGGCAGACGUGUGUCGAGCUCGACGUCCCCUUCUACCUCCACCCCCGUAACCCCACGGGCAUUGUGUUCGAGAAGCUCUGGAAGGACCGCCAAUGGCUCAUCGGCCCUCCCCUAUCCUUCGCCCAGGGCGUGAGCCUGCACGUGCUAGGCAUGGUAACCAACGGCGUGUUCGACCGCAACCCCAAGCUCCAAGUCAUCCUGGGCCACCUCGGCGAGCACAUCCCCUUCGACCUGUGGCGCAUCAACCACUGGUUCGAGGACCGCAAGAAGCUGUUGGGUCUUGAUUGCAAGAAGACGAUCCGGGAGUACUUUAACGAGAACAUCUGGAUCACAACGUCGGGCCACUUCUCGUCGACGACGCUGAACUUUUGCAUCAACGAAGUGAGCUCCGAUCGGAUCCUCUUCUCGGUGGAUUAUCCGUUUGAGCACUUCAACGACGCGUGCGACUGGUUCGACAACGCCGAGAUGAGCACGAGGGACCGGGCUAAGAUUGGCAGGGAGAAUGCGAAGGCGCUGUUUAAGCUUGGACAGUACAAGGAUAGCGAGGCUAAGGUGAUUUAG